Molecule: messenger RNA, 2673 nt
Organism: Mytilus californianus (California mussel)
Lineage: Eukaryota; Metazoa; Mollusca; Bivalvia; Mytilida; Mytilidae
Product: programmed cell death protein 6-like
Exons: 6
Coding region: 73-657 (194 amino acids)
Molecular function (GO): calcium ion binding
Source: RefSeq, a predicted model, not a curated record
UUUAGGAAAAAUAUUUCGACACUGACCAAAAUCACAAUACGGAACAAGAAAAAAUUGUAAAAUAUUUUGGGAAUGGCUUAUUACGGUCAACAACAGCAGCCUCCUGCAGGAUAUUAUAAUCAACCGGGUGCUCAACCUUCACAGAAUGAUCCUAAUUUUCUAUGGGGCGUCUUUCAAAGAGUCGAUAAAGACAAAAGUGGUCAAAUAAGUGCUAAUGAACUAAGCUCUGCUCUGUCCAAUGGAACAUGGACACCAUUUAAUCCAGAAACAGUUCGUCUAAUGAUAGGAAUGUUUGACAGAGAUCGUUCUGGAACCAUAAGCUUCCAGGAGUUCCAACAAUUAUGGAAGUUUGUAACAGAUUGGCAGAAUUGCUUCCGUACUUAUGACAGGGAUAACUCUGGAACUAUUGAUAAAAAUGAAUUAAAAACAGCUCUUACUGGAUUUGGGUAUAGAUUAUCAGACAGAUUUUUUGAUAUAUUGGUAGUGAAGUUUGACAGACAGGGUAGAGGAACAAUAGCAUUUGAUGAUUUUGUACAAUGCUGUGUAGUCAUGCAGACUUUAACAAGUGCUUUCCGUGCCUAUGAUACAGACCAAGAUGGCUGGAUCCAGAUUGGCUACGAACAAUUUCUUACACUUGUGUUCAACCUCAAAUCAUAGUUAUAACCUAUGUCUGAAACAUAUACAAAGACAUUGUCUUGUGUAAUACUGCGGUAUAUAAGCACAUUUUUUUUAGGAAACUGUUUAAUUUUUAUAUAUUUCUGUGUAAUUGUGUCUUUAACUGACUGUCAUCAUUGGUGCAGUUGUGUAGUUUUGUGUAAUUUGUUUACUUGCAAGUUAUUUAAUUUUUAUUGACACUACACAAUUAUUUAGUGUAAUCCUUCUAGUUUAAAGGACUGCUUUCAUUUACAAUAUUUAUUAUUUCAUAUGAGUAACAAAAUAUUAUUCUAAGAUUAAUUAUUUUAUUAAUUUUUCAAAUAUCUUGUAAGAGAUGAAAUUCAAGAAAUGUUUGUCUAUUUGAUAAAAAGGACACUUUUCUAUGACAUGUAUCAAUAUCUAAAACAUGAAAAAUGUAUUUUAAAAUAGAGAUCUAACUUUGUUUGAAGAAUAAAUAUGUAUGCUAUAAAUUAUUCAUUUGAUGUCAUAAAAGACGUAAUUUUCAACCUUUGUCCUUAUAGAUAAAAGCAUUAAAAUGAAAAUGUGAUUGAUUAUACUUACUAAUUAUAUUAAUAUUUUUAUACAAACUCAAUAUGAAUUUAAUGAAGACUAUUGUAGCAAUAAUUUUCUUAUAUAUUUUUUUUUGAUAGUCAUUACAAAUCAAUUAGGAUGCUGGUGUAAAGAAAUUAAUGUUCAAAGCUAUAGCUAACAGUGUUUGAUGUAGAAAAUAACAUUAUUGGAAACUCUUCAAAUCCCACAAUUGGAAACCUGAACACAUAUCCCUAGUGUCUGUAGUACUGUAUAGUAUAUAUCUUCCACCCCUCUUUGUCAAAUCCACUUCCUUCCUUGGAAAAUAAAUGUAGAUUAUUCAUGACCAAAUUUGGUAGUUCUUUUAUUUCACUACAGCAAGGCAAUAAUUACUGCAGAAUCAAAAAUAAAUUAGAGUUAAUUUUCAAAUACACCAAAAUUGAUUUCUUAUUUAUACUCGGACAACUUUUUUUUCAUAAAGUUUCUAAAACCUUGUGCCCUAAAAAGAUUAAUGAUGAAAUGUACACAUGGUUUUUAAUUAAUUGAUUUCUCAGUUUUCAGAGUUAUCAUAUGGAAUAUUGCAUCCUCACUAUUAAAGGGGCACCUUUUAGCCAAAUUUCGUUGUUGUGUAUACUGGUAGCUGGAGCAGAUUGUAACUAUUGGCUUUAAUCGUGUGUGUAAAUAAUUGCAAAUUUACAGCAAUUAUGUUUUAUAUUAUUAUGCCCAUUUAUACUGCUGUUCAAGAAUAUAAAUUUUGUGGAGUAAAACAUAUUUUGAUUAUUAUAAAUAUUUUAAAAAAGAAUACGUGCUAGGGAUCUUACCUUACUUUUAAGCCCUUCAUAUUGAAGAUUAUACCUAAUUAUUCUGCUAGAGGCACAUAAUAAGCAGUACUAGAUGGUUAAAUUUUGGAGACUAAAUAGGGGUAGUAAAACUGUGUUUAACUAAACAAUCUGUAAGGACCUUGAUUUUGGAAAUGUAGCUUGUUAAAAAGUUAGUAAGUUUUUUUGUUUUUUUAACAUUGUAAACAUAGACAAAACUGAGAAUUCACUAUUUCAUGCUUAGAAAUACACUUGCUUUAAUGUUUUUUUCUUAUUACUAAAAAUAUUUAAGUAGAUCAUAAUGUUGGGGACCUGUGUUGUUUUUCAAAAGCAAUAUUUUCAAAAUUGAGAGUUCAUUUGAAAACGCAAAAUAGUUUGUCACAAUGGAAAAUAUCUUAAAGGACUUAACACUACAGAACCAAGUAUAUUAGAAAGAUUUUCCCUAAGUAUAUUAUUAUAUGAAAUUAAUAAAUAAAUCCAUGCACUGAAUGUUUGAAAAUAAUUGUGUAAAAGAGUGUCAUUUAGUGCUAGAAUUUAAAUCAGAAAACUGUUUCUGAUAUGAGAACUGAGUGCUGUGUAAUCAAGAAUAAGAAUAGUACUACUACUACGGUAUAUCCUUAAAUUAUUGCAAAACAUUUUUGUAUAUCUAACUUAAUAAAUCAUCUUACUGCUA